UACAACGAGGAGCACGCCGAUCUGAUCUUGCGUUCAUCGGACAACAUCGAGUUCAGAGUUUACCGGGGCAUUCUCUACAUUUUGUCACCCGUUCUGAAGGAUCUCAUCACGCAAAAACUCGCCGAACACCCAACCUUGGACGAUGUUCCGUUGAUCAGCGUACCAGAGUCCAACAGUUCAGUCCUUGACACCUUCUUGCGCAUUUGUUAUCCAGGGCCCAAUCCCGUCCAUCUCCCUCCAACUGAGCUCUACCACCUCAUUCACGCGGCCGAAAAGUACCAGGUGCAUGCGGUGUCACAUUGGGGGUGGGAACGGCUGCUCCAAGCCACUGCCGAUGAUCCUGUUGGCACAUAUGCCGUGGCAUGUCAUCUGGAAUGGGUGGCCGACGCACUCUCAUGCGCAAAA
This is a messenger RNA of Punctularia strigosozonata HHB-11173 SS5, 405 nucleotides long. RefSeq lists its product as uncharacterized. Gene Ontology annotation, molecular function: protein binding. The transcript is spliced from 2 exons. The record is from RefSeq and is a predicted model, not a curated record. Lineage: Eukaryota; Fungi; Basidiomycota; Agaricomycetes; Corticiales; Punctulariaceae. The annotation marks the transcript as partial.